UCCAGCCACGCCGCGUUCGCUGCUCCGAACCCUUCGCUGCCGGCUCUGGCAUGGGAGAAGAUGCUUUGGAGGGAGGCAAGAGCUGCUGCUCCCCGGGGGGUUUGUAGGUGCCAGCGUGAGCAGGGUGAAGCGACUCCUCAGACCUUGUCAGAAGAUGCUUAAGUGACAGCCCAGUUAGACCCCACCAUGGAGAAGACAGAAGCAGAUGGCCAGCCACCCAAACCCGACGGGGACAGGGAGCAGCCCCGCAGCCUCCCCUACUCCCUGGAGACACCCUACGGCUUCCACUUGGACCUGGACUUCCUGAAGUACGUGGACGACAUCGAGAAAGGCAACACCAUCAGGAGGGUCCACAUCCACCGCAGAGCCAAGCAGCCCAAAUUCAGCACCCUGCCCCGAAACUUCAGCCUGCCCGAGAACGGCUCCCGCGGCUGCUCCACCGCCGCUCCCAGCAAGAGCUGGACCUCGACCUGCUCCUUCCCGCAGCGAAAGGCUUCCCUCGGGGAGGAGCCCCCCCGGGCCCUGCUGCCGGCCGAGGCGGCGGCCGAGGAGCCGAGCUACCGGCGGAGAGCGCUGCUGGCGGAGACGCGGCGGCAGGCGGAGCUGGGCUGGCCGCAGGAUGCGCUGCGGGCGCGGCCGCAGCUGCUGCGAGCCUCCAGCAUGCCCGAGGCGCUGCCCCCCGGCCAGAGCCCCCCGGCGGGACCCUCGCCCCUCCGGACCCCUCCGCAGCGCUGCCACGGCCAGGCCGGCUCCGAAAGCGCCUCCCGCCCCAGCUCGGACAGCGGCGCCUUAACCCCGCCGCGGGAGAUGGGCUCGGAGCGGGACGGCUCCGGAGGGCAUCCCGGCGGGGUUCUGCCGGGGCUGGGCCCCGUGCAGCCCCCCUGGCAGAACCAGCAGCUGCAGGUGGUGAUGGAGAGCGGGGGCGAGGAGGGCGAUGCCGCCGAUGGCUCCGACGUGGCCAGGGGUGAAGCAGCGGCACCGGCUGCCCUCCGGCUGGCGGAGGAGAACAUGAACCCUGCGGAAAGGGGGCUAAGUGUGAGCGAGAUGGAUGCGAAUGUGCUGAAGGAAGGUGAGGAGAGGCGUGUCCAGGCUGGAGGGGACAAGGAGAGCGGUGUUCCCCAGGCCCCUGACCAGGGAGAGCCCGGUGGCGUCACGGCGCUGAAGCAGCAGAUUGCUGACCUGGAGGAGCAGCUGGCCAAGAAGAAAGAGGAGCUCGAGCAGGUCAGGGCAGUGCUGGAGCAGCAGGAUCAUGAGAUCCAGGAGAAGGAGAAAAGCAUUAAGCUGCUGGCCAGCUCCAAAGCUCAGCUGGAAGAGCAGCUGUGGCAGGAGAAGGCCAAAGAGGCAGAGCAGCGGAGGCGCCUCGAUGCUGCGGUGAACACCGAGCUCUCCCAGGUGACGGGGCUCAGGCAGGCCCAGGACAAAGGCAUCAACGUCAAUAUCCCACUCUCCACCAGAUCCAUCGGCUGCGGCGCCCACAGGGCAGAGAACAUCAGCGCACGGGCCGUGGAGCUGUGCAGAGAGCAGGGACUGGCGGCUGCUGGAGCAGAGGGACGUUCUGGUGAGGCCAGCGUGGAGGCUGGACUUCCCGCUCCGUGCUUCACCCAGCUGCAGAUCCACGAGCAGCCCGGCGACGACAACCAGAACCACCAGAACUCCCUUGGCCCAAAUGCAGCCGAAAGCACGGCAGGCUUUGGAGAAGAUCAACCUCGGGAAGGGCUGCAAGAGGAAGGUGCCCCCGGCCACGAGGACCUCCCAGCCGUUGACCCCAUUGGCCAAUAUGUAAAAAAGAUCCAGGAGCUCCUGCAGGAGCAGUGGCUGUGCUUGGAGCACGGGUACCCCGAGCUGGCCAGCGCUAUCAAGCAGCCGGCCUCCAAGCUCAGCUCCAUCCAGAACCAAUUAGUUAAUUCCCUAAACUCCCUGCUCUCUGCCUACUCCUCGCAAGGGCCCGUGGAUAAGGAGAAUUCCAACACGCACUAUCAACAGUUGGAAAACUCUCCAACCACAAGUCUUAAAUCCAUCAUGAAAAAGAAAGGUUAUGGUUUCCAUGCAGGAGGCAAUGGGACCAAAAAGAAUCUCCAGUUUGUUGGGGUAAAUGGUGGCUACGAGACGACGUCAAGCGAAGAAGACACCAGCUGUGAGGACAGCGCGUCCGACGGCGACACCGAGACCGAGGCCGAGGGCAGAGCCGGGGACGUGGAGCCCGAGCAGCCUGGAAGGGAAAGCAGAGAGCCUUCCUCAGGGGAGAAGUGCGAGGAGGAGGAUGAUGAGCAGGAGGCAUCAGCAGGAGCAGCACCCUGCUCUCAGCACGAGGCUCACAGAUGCAAACCCUCCGAAGAUUUCCUUGCUGCCUGCCAGCUCCUCAGUGAACACCUCCCAGAAAUCAGGAGCAGAAGCAACAAGCAUCUGCAGCACGCCCUCGGCUCCAUCUCCCGGGAGUGGUUCCACGUGUCCAGCCACAAGUCUUCCAGGCCGGAGGUGGUGGCUGCGUACCUGGAGGCGCUGAGGGACAUCCAGCCCCAGCUCCUGGAGACCGUGGUGAACCUGCCCGACAGGAAUGGCAACACGGCUCUCCACUACAGCGUGUCCCACUCCAACUUCCAGGUUGCAAAGCUCCUGCUGGACACGGGCGUGUGCUGCCUGGACCUGCAGAACCGUGCUGGCUACACGGCCGUGAUGCUCACGCCGCUGGCGGCCCCCGAAACCCGCCAGGACAUGGAGGUGGUGAUGAGGCUGCUGAAGGAGGGGGAUGUCAACCUGAGAGCUGCCCAGGGCGGCCAGACCGCGCUGAUGCUGGGGGUGAGCCACGACAGGGACGACAUGGUGCGGGCCCUGCUGGCCUGCCAGGCCGACGUCAACCUGCAGGACGAGGAGGGCACCACGGCGCUGAUGGUGGCCUGUCGCCAGGGCAACGCCGACAUCGUCAGGCUGCUGCUGGCCCAGCCCGGCUGCCUGGUCACGCUGACCGACAAGGGCGGGAACUCGGCGCUGUCGCUGGCCCACGGGGACGUCGCCGCGCUCCUGCGAGCCCACAUCGAGCUCAGCCCGUCCCUCCCGGUGUGAGCCCGGCACGGGGAGCUGGGAGCCACCACUCGUCCCGGAGGUCACAGGGCAGGAACCUCCCUGCACCAUCUGAAUAAUGCUCCCUGUGCCUCAUUCUCCUCAUUCAUCCCACUCGCAGCCCUGAUCUGCGCCCAGUGCCACAAACAACUCCAGACUCUCCUGUCCGCUCCUCCCGGGGGAGAUUUGGCAGGUGAGCACCCAAAACGAAUGAGAAAAGCACAUUAGAGCAGCAAUACUUAGUCUUUUGUAACCUGAGGUUAUGGGUGUCCUUUUAGUCGACUGCUUAACUGUAUCUCAUUUAACUUGUAAGUUUGUGUCCUAAUAUUUAUUAUCAGCUCUUCUCUAAGUAGCGGCAGGCAGCGAUUACUCAGUGUAUGUAACAACAAACACAAGCUGGAUGGAUUAUGGAAAGCAUAAAAUCCUAUUUAUGUUUGCUUAUGCGGGUCUGAUGUAAGAAUUAAAAAUUAAUGCUCUAGGAAAAUAUUUGAGUAUGCCAGACCCAAACACGCAGACAUUGUUUUGCCUGGAUUUGGAAUUACCAUAUGGCUGUUAUUUUUCCCUAAUUAAGUUUGAGCUAACGGGGAAGUGCAGCCCAUUGACAGGCUCUGCAUCAUGGUGGGGUGGGGCAGGGCAUUCCAAGCACUGGAAGAUCCCAGCAGAUUCCCAUCCCAGGGUGUGGUAACGUUGUCCAAGAGCUCCGUGGAGUGGCUUUGCUGGCAGAUGCCUUUUGGAGCAGCGUUUGCUCCUUGCAUUGCCUCUGCUCAAUUUUAAUAUUCCCAAACUCCUCCUGUAAAGCCAAGCCGUGAUUUAGGUGCUGGAAUUGGGUCUCCCCCAGAAUCACCUCAAGUCAGGGUUUUUUCUUCAAUCCCUCUGCUUCUGACAGAGAGGGAGGCAGGGCUCAGGCCCCACUUUGCCAAGCAUCCUUGUUCUGCUGCAUCAGGACCCAGUGGAUGCUCUCCCUUGGCUUUGGUGGAACAAACCCAGAUCUCCCUGAUUAGCUAAUUACUCCUUUUUUUGUAAGCAGAAGUAAAUUCUGGACCACUCUGAUUGUUGUUCAGUCAGUUCACAUCCUGACAAAAUGUCUCUUGAGCUGCCUUGUGCCCCCAUCCUUGCAGGGAGGGGAGAACAGCCCUGACCUCUGUUUUCCAUGGAAAAUCUGCCAUCUGCUCAAUUUUCUUUCCUUUCUUCACAUUUUCAGUCCAGAGCAUUCACUAUCUCAAACUUCUAUCUGCCUUUAUUAUUUUUUUUAAUCUAUAACCCAAAAUGCCUCCUUUAUGUACAAAUAAAAUACAUUAAACCUUU
Molecule: messenger RNA, 4362 nt
Organism: Vidua chalybeata
Lineage: Eukaryota; Metazoa; Chordata; Aves; Passeriformes; Viduidae
Gene: KANK4
Product: KN motif and ankyrin repeat domains 4
Exons: 10
Coding region: 187-3060 (957 amino acids)
Biological process (GO): negative regulation of actin filament polymerization
Cellular component (GO): cytoskeleton; cytoplasm
Molecular function (GO): protein binding
Source: RefSeq, a predicted model, not a curated record